CACGCAGGCUGCAUCGAAACUCCUACGGGAUUGAAAAAUUAGAAAAAUUUGAGAUAAAGAAACAAAGUCGUAACCUUUUUCUUUUCCCUCUCGUACUCAUACGCGGAUUCGGCACAUUUUUUUUUCAAUUUUUUUUUUAAUUCUCUCUCUCAAUUUCAAUCUCAUCGCUUCUUCAUAACCCUUUGAACAUUCAACUCCCCACCCAACACCAUCACCAACUGUUUCAUACUCUUUCUUUCUCUCUUGCGUGUGGCGUUUGGAAAGCAAGAAUUUUUUUCCCUGGAAAAUUUAUUCUCUGCCACCCCAGAUCUGAAACUUGUGCAAGUCCUCGCCUUUCUCCAUUAAAGCUUCUGGGUUUCCGAAGUUAUCAUCUGGGCAUUAAAAAAAUAACACGUUUUGGGCUUCCUCGUGGACUUGGAAACCCUAGGAUUUCCCGUAUGGCUUCAGGGGCAAUUUUUUCGUCGCUCCGGCGGAGAAGGUCGCCGACGUUGGAAGCGUUUCUGGCCCCCGUUGACUUGAGCGACGUCGCUUUGGUUCAGACCCUUGUCACGGUGGCGAGCGAGAUUGUGUCGUGUUUCUCGAAGCGUUGUUUCUUCUUCCAGCGCAAGAACUCGCGGUCUCUGAUCCGAAGAGUGGAGGUUUUUCAGCUGCUUUUGGAGUAUUUGAGCGAUUCCGAUUCUGGCUCGUGUCUUCCCCCAACGGCGGUGCUUUGUCUCAAGGAGCUUUACCUCUUGCUGUACCGCUCCAAGAUUCUCCUCGAUUACUGCGCCCAAUCGAGUAAGUUGUGGCUCUUGCUUCAGAACCAUUCCAUCUCUGGUCACUUCCACGAUUUGAACCAAGAAAUUUCGACCCUUUUGGAUGUUUUUCCUGUUAAGGAUGUCGGGUUGAGUAAGGAUGUUAGGGAACAGGUUGAGCUCUUGCAGAAACAGUCCAGGAGGGCUAGGCUUUUUAUAGAUAUGAAUGAUGAUGCUCUUAGGAUCCGGUUUUUCUCCUUUCUUGACGAGUUUGAGAAUGGAAGGAUUCCUGAUUCUACUGAAUUGAGGUCUUUUUAUGUUGAGAAGUUGCAGAUUCCGGAUGCUGCUAGUUGUAGGAGUGAAAUUGAGGCCUUGGAGGAGCAGAUUGUAAAUCAUGAGGGUGACAUUGAGCCUACUAUUUCUGUGCUUAAUGGAUUGGUGGCUAUGACUAGGUAUUGCAGGUUUUUGCUCUUUGGAUUUGAGGAGGAUGAGCUUAGUUUGGAGAAUGGGACUAAGAAGAAGUCUAGAAGGAGGUUGAUUACUCAGGAAAUUGCUGAAACGUUUUUGACUGUUCCUAAGGACUUUUGCUGUCCAAUUUCGUUGGAUUUGAUGAGAGACCCGGUGAUAAUUUCCACGGGUCAAACUUAUGAUAGGAGUUCCAUUUCCAGGUGGAUGGAAGAAGGGCAUACCACUUGCCCCAAAACAGGCCAAAUGCUUGCUAACACUCGCCUUGUUCCCAACCGGGCUCUCAGGAAUUUGAUUGUGCAGUGGUGCACUGCACAUGGAGUACCCCUUGACCCUCCGGAGGUCAUGGAUGUCAUGAUGGCUGAUGCUUUUGCCUCGGCAUCUCCCACCAAAGCUGCCCUUGAAGCCAACAGAGCCACCGCCACGCUUCUCAUUCAACAGCUCGCUCAUGGCUCUCAAUCUGGGAAGACUGUGGCCGCUCGGGAGAUUCGGUUGCUUGCCAAGACUGGAAAGGAAAACCGCGCCUUCAUUGCAGAAGCAGGGGCCAUUCCUUAUCUCCGGAAUUUACUUUCAUCGCCUGAUGCUGUUGCUCAGGAGAAUUCUGUGACUGCACUGCUCAAUUUGUCCAUAUAUGACAAGAACAAAAGCAGGAUAAUGGAUGAGGAUGGUUGUCUUGGAUCAAUUGUUGAUGUGUUGAGAUUUGGACACACCACAGAGGCACGGGAGAAUGCUGCUGCCACGUUGUUCAGUCUAUCCGCAGUCCAUGACUACAAGAAAAUAAUUGCAGAUGAGACCGGAGCGGUUGAGGCCCUUGCAGGGAUGUUGCAAGAGGGGACUCCAAGGGGAAAGAAAGAUGCUGUCACAGCUUUGUUCAAUCUUUCCACACACACUGAGAAUUGUGUUAGAAUGAUAGAGGCUGGGGCAGUGACAGCUCUGGUUGGUGCUUUGGGGAACGAAGGAGUGGCCGAAGAAGCAGCCGGUGCGCUGGCCUUGAUUGUCCGGCAGCCUGCUGGGGCCAAAGCAGUUGUGAAUGAGGAAGCAGCGGUGGCUGGAUUAAUUGGAAUGAUGCGUUGUGGAACACCGAGAGGUAAAGAAAACGCGGUUGCAGCGUUGCUUGAGUUGUGCCGUAGUGGAGGUGCAGCUGCAACCGAAAGAGUUGUGAAGGCGCCAGCUUUGGCUGGAUUACUUCAAACCCUUCUUUUUACAGGAACAAAGCGUGCAAGAAGAAAAGCAGCUUCACUUGCAAGAGUGUUUCAGAGAUGUGAGAAUGCAUCUCUACAUUAUGGUGGAUUAGGUGUAGGCUAUGCGUUUGCUAGCAAUUCAACUACAACUAGGGAUACCAGCUUUGCCGGUGAUGUUUCAGUACCAAUGUCAAUUUCUGUUUUAUAGUGGUAAUACUUUUGUGUUUACUCAGUUCCCAAUUUUUGUUGUAAGUCUUUACUGAUUCUUUCAUUGAAAUUUUAAGUCAUAAGAAAUUAUAGCAAUGUCAUAUGUAUAAUGUAUUCCAAGAGAUUCACGAGCCUUGUUGAGCCGUUAACGAUGCAAUAGAGAAUGCUCAACAAAAGAGACAGACCAUUUCUGGUAUCAUAUUUGUAAUUUGUUUCCUGCCCUUCUCUUUUCUCAAUUUGUCUAGUUAUUUUUCAUAACACGCACAUAUGUGGAAUCGUAUCAUAAUAUGUAAAUGGGGAUAUUUUUGCCUGGUCACGUUACCA
Molecule: messenger RNA, 2911 nt
Organism: Cajanus cajan (pigeon pea)
Lineage: Eukaryota; Viridiplantae; Streptophyta; Magnoliopsida; Fabales; Fabaceae
Product: U-box domain-containing protein 17
Biological process (GO): cell surface receptor signaling pathway; protein ubiquitination
Molecular function (GO): ubiquitin-protein transferase activity; protein binding
Source: RefSeq, a predicted model, not a curated record